This is a messenger RNA of Racocetra persica, 190 nucleotides long. Lineage: Eukaryota; Fungi; Glomeromycota; Glomeromycetes; Diversisporales; Gigasporaceae. The record is from the annotation of a GenBank genome assembly.
GAAAGGCAAGACCACAAGGUUGAUUUUGAUGUGAUGUGGCAAGAUUAUUUGAAGAAAGAGAAAUGUGAAGUAAUUGUAGACAUUCUUGAUCUUCGUAUUUCAAAAAUUUCUAAACUUUGCAAUUUGAAGAUUAAUAAAGAAAUAUAUGACAUUAUUCAAACCAUGCAAGUUUUUGGAGUGCACUCUCAUG